GAGGUAGAGCUAGUUGCAAGAACGCUCGGGUCUCAAAGAGUUAAGUUGAAUAACAGGAUGUUAGUUUUGGACCUUGUCAUAUAAGGGCGAUGCUUUUUCUUCACGAGACACAACCCACAGUGAGACAUUCACAUGCAAACCAGGAGUCCGACCACAAUGGAGAUUGGUGACAUGAUUGAGAUCAACAGAGGUCAAUACAAACACUGGGCUCUGUACAUUGGACAUGGAAAUGUCAUCCAGUUGGUAACUCCAGAUGGACCUUCAAAAGUAGCUUUCUGCAGUUUUAGCUCAUCCAGCGGCAGUGUUGCCUGUAAAGGCACGAUUACAAUAGAGACAUUACAGGAUGUGACAGCAGGGAAUCCUUACAAAAUCAACAACUACCUGGAUGACGAGUACAAACCAAGGAGGACUGACGUCAUUAUGGGGGAUGUGGACAAAAUGAGAGGCAGCACAAUAAAAUAUGAUGUCCUUGGACGCAACUGCGAGCAUUUUGUUACUUUCCUCCGUUAUGGCAAAUCAAAGUCCCAACAGGCAGAUGACUUCCUGAAUAAUGUGUUAACUGCAGGUACUGCAGGCGUGCUUGGUGUACUGACUGCUGUUACGGCUUUUACAGCUGCUGCAGCAAGCACACUUAGUAAAUAAUUUCUUGGGUCAUUCAUGAGUCCAUGGAGAAUGUCAGUAAUACAAAAUGUUGUGUAUUGCCUAAUGAAUAAAGGACCAUCUCAAAGA
Molecule: messenger RNA, 729 nt
Organism: Oncorhynchus keta (chum salmon)
Lineage: Eukaryota; Metazoa; Chordata; Actinopteri; Salmoniformes; Salmonidae
Product: phospholipase A and acyltransferase 4-like
Exons: 4
Coding region: 133-642 (169 amino acids)
Biological process (GO): N-acylphosphatidylethanolamine metabolic process
Cellular component (GO): cytoplasm
Molecular function (GO): A2-type glycerophospholipase activity; glycerophospholipid phospholipase A1 activity
Source: RefSeq, a predicted model, not a curated record